Messenger RNA from Cucurbita pepo subsp. pepo (vegetable marrow), 840 nucleotides. RefSeq lists its product as uncharacterized. The record is from RefSeq and is a predicted model, not a curated record. Lineage: Eukaryota; Viridiplantae; Streptophyta; Magnoliopsida; Cucurbitales; Cucurbitaceae. Gene Ontology annotation, biological process: root development; shoot system development.
AUGAAUGCCUCAGCUAUGAACCCAAGAAACUCACAGCACGUUCGUUCAAAGAGUGUUCCCACAAAUCCACACCCAGCCCUCACCCAAGUAGAUGAACAAUUGAACAGAUUAAGAGCUUCAGAAGCCACAUCUUCUUCUCUAGGCCUCAGACUCGACGCCCUUCAAGACUUGCACGGUUCGGUCGAUAAGCUGCUUCUUUUGCCUCUCUCCCAACAAGCUCUGGUCAAGGAAGUGUUAGAUGACUUGCAAGAGGGAUCUCUUAGGCUGCUGGACUUGUGUGACAUAGCCAAGAAUGCCCUGUUGCAAACCAGGGAGUGCACACAUGAGUUAGCGUCGAUUUUUCGUCGAAGACGAAGCGAUAAUAUUGGUGCUUCUAGUUCAUUGAAGAAGUGUUUAAGUUCUAGGAAGAUGGUAAAGAAAUCAAUCCACAAAGUCUUGAAGGGAAUGGAAAGCAAAGCACCCAACAAAGAUCAUGGAAGUUUGAGUAUUGUCAGGCAGAUAAAAGAGGUGGAAGCAGUCACAUACCACUGCAUAGAAGCCUUACUGUUCUUCAUAGCAGGACCCAAGUUGGUAUCAAAAUGGAGCUGCUGGGCUUCAUUUUCCAAGCUUGUUCAACCCAAAAGAGUAGCAUGCAUAAGCGAAGGAACAAACAUAAGUGUAAUAGAAAGAUUGGACUUGAUAUUAAGUUCAAUUACCAAUCACCAAACUGAGGUUGAAGAUAUGCAGCACUUGUUGAGGCAAUGUGGAGAAAGCAUUAAGGAAGUUGAAGAAAAACUUGAGGGACUUUAUAGGCUCAUAAUCAAAACAAGAGUGUCCCUUCUCAACAUCUUCAACCACUAA